AUUAAAUUACUUCAAAAAGUAAUAUUGAAAAAUAAUUGAAAAUUGCUAAAAAUGUUGAAUAUUACAAUGAUCAUGGUGUUUAUUGGAUUCAUAGUGAAUGCCAACCGGGAAAUGGAUGUGAGGAGGGGAGCGAUGGUAGUCGUGGUGGGGGUGGACGCGGGGGUCGGUUCGGUGCCGGACGUGGAGCUAAUGGACAGGGAUUUGGUGGCACCGGCAGUAGACGUCCAAAUGGUGGUCAACAACCAGGGGUUGGCGGUCAAAGUGGAGGCGGAAUUCCUGUAA
Molecule: messenger RNA, 282 nt
Organism: Oppiella nova
Lineage: Eukaryota; Metazoa; Arthropoda; Arachnida; Sarcoptiformes; Oppiidae
Source: the annotation of a GenBank genome assembly